AUGAGCAUGGAGCAGGGUUUAAGUAAUUUGACGCUUUAUGAUGCCAAAAAGUACUUCAGAAGGGCUCAAAAUGUGGUGUUUAACUAUACUGACAUGGAGGCCAAAGUCCGUGAAGCUACAAACAACGAGCCGUGGGGAACCUCGUCUACGCUGAUGGAGCAAAUCGCUCAGGGAACAUAUAACUAUCGCGAACGCGAAGAGGUGUUGGGGAUGAUUUUCCGACGUUUUACAGAGAAAUCAGCUAGCGAAUGGCGACAAAUUUACAAAGCUUUGCAACUGCUAGAAUAUUUGGUACGUCAUGGUGCAGAACGUUUCAUCGACGAUGUACGUGCUAAUCUGUCGUUGGUUAAAAUGCUGGAAACAUUCCACUACAUCGACGCUCAGGGUCGUGACCAGGGCAUCAAUGUCAGAAACCGGUCUUUGGAAUUGGUCAAGCUUCUCGAGGACGACACAAGAAUCCGCACAGAACGAAAGAAGGCCCGAGAAACGGCGAAAAAAUACAAAGGCGUCGCUGGGGGCGCUCCCUCGUCAUACCUGCCUCCGUCUGCUGUCAACAGAGCCGCUGGUUUCGGCAAGUCGUCUAAUCGCGGCAUUUCUGUGAGUGCUGACUUUGACAGCGACGAAGAAGACCGCGGAACUCACGGCGAGUCUCAUAUUGGCACUUUUAAAGAUGCGACACCACCUUCUACUGCGAAAAUAGGGGAGCCCACAAAUGAUAGCGAUGACAACGACGACGAUUUCGCGGACUUCCAAAGUGCAGCGCCCGUGACUCAACCCACAACUUCAAACUCUCAAAACAUUGUCGAUAUCUUCUCCGAAUUUUCAUCCGCUCCAGUGAAGGCCGGGAAUAAUAAUCUAGCAUCUGCAGCGCACAACACCCACGCCUUUGGCCCAAUGCCGGCUGUAAACCAAAAGGUGGCAGAUCCUUUCGGCUCGCUAUUCGAUAGUGCUAAGCUGACGAAAGCACCUGUAAAGAGCACAACUCAGGAGACGAGUACGUCUCAACAAGCUCCAGCAGCAAUCCCAAAAAAUGACAAUGAAAACGACGAUGACGAUGACGACGAUUUUGGUGAGCUUGAGACAGCGGCUGCAACAUCAACCGCAGGAACUACAACGACACCUGCUGCUCACAGCGGGCAGGAACCUGACCUAUUGAGCUUCUAG
Messenger RNA from Lachancea sp. 'fantastica', 1164 nucleotides. NCBI's taxonomy places the organism in Eukaryota, Fungi, Ascomycota, Saccharomycetes, Saccharomycetales, Saccharomycetaceae. The record is from the annotation of a GenBank genome assembly.